Molecule: messenger RNA, 5025 nt
Organism: Aspergillus calidoustus
Lineage: Eukaryota; Fungi; Ascomycota; Eurotiomycetes; Eurotiales; Aspergillaceae
Source: the annotation of a GenBank genome assembly
CUGAUUUUGGCAUCCUUGGCGGAGUCAGGAUCAACCCUGUCCGGCUGUUCGCGAAAACUCGUUACGAGUUUCAUCACUCUUGCCAGGGUACAAGAUAGCCAUGUAAUCAUGCCUUCACCUCCAACAACCCCGAGCUUUCUCCCCAAAGCCGAUGCGGCGAUACUAAGAUUCAGCCACCAGCCACCGCCCCAACCGCCUCGGCCCACGACGAUUGGUCCGAUUCUCGACCCUGAGAAUCUUGAUCAGCCAAUCAGCGUCUUGACGCCCGGGAUUGAAGCAGCAUCCUAUCCCACUCCUGAUCCCAACGCACCCACCUCGACCACCUGUGCUAAACCCUCUGGAUUCAAUGGUCGGUAUCUGCGUGCCUUUCUUCCCGGCAAUGAGAGGCUUAGACUGUCUAUGUUAUGGUACUACACCCGCGGUAUUCAGGAAGAAGACGAACUCCUUGCCGGGCUUCAAGAGAAAGCGGAUCUCGCAAAGGAAUGCACCGGGUGGCAGUUUUCCGUCAUUGGGAUCCUCGAUAUCGAUGUCUAUAUCCGCCUGGCCACCCAUGGUCUACAGCUCGGUAUCCUGCCCCGCGGCGAGACACUCUGUGCCCAUACCGUCACGCAACCUCCUGGUAGUGUAUUCCUUCUCCCAGAACUCCAGGAAGACUGGCGGUUCCGAACAUGUCCGUACCUCGAGCAGGGCGGCCUCUACGCGUACGCCGGUGUGCCGCUCCGUCUGCAGCAUGAAUCCGGGGUUACUGUUGGACUCGGUUCACUAUGCGUAGCGUCUAGUAAAGCCGAGGACCCCCUCACAAAAGACCAACAGCAGGCGCUGGUCCGCUUGGCUGACUGGGUUGUUUCUGAUAUGGUGCAAUGUACUCGUGCGAGACGCCAGCGCGAACGGCAACGAAUGUCAGAUCUUCUCACCACAGCGCGGAUGGAACUAGAAAAGGGCGUCUCGGAGGACCCUGUCUUUGGGAUACUAAAGGCUAUUUAUCCCCAGGCAGUCAUCAAAUCGCAGCCUACGAAAGCCACCCAUGUCGAGAUGGAAGCACGCAAUCCACUACUCAUGUCCGACCUCCAAGGCGGACUCUGGGAAGAUAUCGAGUACCUCGAUGCCCUGAUCGCAGAAGCAAAUCACCAGCCGCUCCCCACGACAAAGACAAUCCGUGUCAUGGCCGCCCCCUGCGAGAGCGCCAAAGGCCCCUCCUUGCUCCUCUUGGGAACAAAGGACUUUCAGCACAUAUUCGACGACGUCGACUCGUGGUUCGUGCAGUCCUGCGCCGGACUGAUCUCGGAAAUGUGGCGCAAACGGCUCCUGGUAGAUGCGAUUGAUGCAAAGGAGAAAUUCCUCCGCGGGUUCUCGCAUCAGCUCCGUACGCCCAUUCAUGGGAUUCUGGGCUCAGCGGAUCUCCUUGCUGAGGAGCUUCAGGCAGCUUGGGGCUAUGGCUCUGCUGAUGGUGCUUUCGCAGCAUCAACGGUUCAGAAGACGGGGCUUACGAGCUUCUCUGAAUACUCCAAAUAUCUUAACAUCAUCAAAAUGGGCGGCCGCGAUCUCGUCUCGAUCAUUAAUAACAUGAUUACACUGAACAGAUGGGUUGACAUUGCCCUGACGGACCGACACUACGCCAUGUACAGCAUCAACAAGCUCGAGUCCGAACUAUGCACCGCAAUAUCAAACCUCACCAUUGGCGACAUGCGAUACAAAUGCGCCCUCUUCUUCACGCACGACAUUCCCCCCGGCUUCGAGACCUUCUGGAUGGACAUUGACGUCCUCCGUGAAAGUCUCCUCCCGCUCGUCUACAAUGCCAUCCAACACACGCCCGAUGGAAUCGUCUCCGUACACUCAUUGGUAGAUCCCGAGUUGAAGCAGCUGACCAUCGACAUUAAGGAUACGGGCCAGGGUAUUCAGCAGGAGGACCAGCGGCGCAUCUUUGAAGCGUAUGAGAAGGUUGAUAUGCAUUCUGCGCGAGCAGGACUAGGUCUCACGCUAGCGUCUCGCUUUGCGACGCUCUUGCAUGGCUCUGUGGCGUUGAUGUCUUCGGCUAUUGGUCGGGGUUCGCACUUCCGAGCGACCUUUCGUGAUGUCGAGUGUGUUUGCAAAGAGGCCGGAGCUGCGCAGUCGCUAGCCUCGAAGAUUCAGAAUCUUCCCCGGAAUUUUCACACUCUCUCGACUCCUGCUGGAUCCAGACCGAAUGAGGUCUCUGGCUCUCUGUGCGAUCACUUCGCGCCCCUCCUGACACGAAAUGGAUUCACACCAUCAGACUCUCUGGAGGGCUCUUUCGCCAUCGUGAAUGCGUCUGCAGACACCGAGGAGCACCGCGCGCGUCUCUCCCAGGUUCCGCCAGGCGUGGUAGUCAUUUCCCUCGCCCCAGGUCUGCAGGCCGAUUCCGAGCCGCCUUCCUCUCUCGACCGAACCGGUGCCAAGAACGUGAUUCAUGCGACCGGACCCUUCUCAACCCAGACACUAGCCUCAAUACUCGAACAGGCAGACGCCGUCGUGGCCGAGAUCAAGGCCUCGGAGUUGCGCACCUCACGACCGAGCGCAGCCCUCCCCAUGCACCUGAAACGCACCAACGACGACUCCACAUCAGAUUCAGACUCCCAGCCAGACAGCAGCAUCCUAACCCCCGCGGAGUCAUCAGAGGAAGAGACAGCACCAACCCGUACUCAAGCUAGCCCUCGUCCGCUACGCACAUCGCCGCGCCCGACAACGCUCAUCGUCGACGAUAACAUCGUCAACCUCCGCGUGAUGGAAAUGUACUGCAAGAAGCGCGGGUUGCCGUACUUAACAGCGCAAGACGGCCUGCAAGCGAUCGAGGUCUUUACGAAACGCCAAUCCUCCUCCUUAUUAUUGUCACCACCCACCGGGAACAAUACCGGCAAUGACAACGAAAACGACCUUCCCCCCAUCGAGCUAAUCUUCAUGGACCUCCAAAUGCCCCUCUGCGACGGCGUCGAAGCGACGAAACAAAUUCGGUCCCUCGAGCAAGAGAAUGGCUGGGCGAGUUCGUUGAUCGUCGUCAUGACGGGCCAGGAUACACUUGCCGAUAAGUCGGCUGCGAAGGAGGCUGGUGGCGACGAGUAUUUUGUGAAGCCGGUUAUACUCCAACAGCUGGAUCGGGUCGUUCGGCGGCAAUUUCCGGCGUUUGAGGUUGGGAUCAAGCCGUAGGUCCGUCUAUGGCUAUCAUGGCGUAGGCGUGGUGGAUCGUUGCCAUUGAGUGUUGGCUGUUGAAGCACUACUGGCCGUGCCGAAUGCUUGCGAAUAAAUGCACAAGUAAGAAGAACGUUCUAAUCGCUUGGCCUGUACCUACACCCAUAAUCAGUCCCCUAAAUGACUAGCCCAUCCUCGCAGACAAUGCAAUGCAAUGUAGCGUAGUGUACCUUUGUAGGUAUUCCGAGGUCCUUGCCAGAGAUAGCGCACCCAAGGCUGGAUUCCGUAGCAGAAAGGGCUUGAGUAAUUCAUCUAUCUAGUGCAACAUCUUCGCUCCUUCACAUCCGCCAACAUAAUCAAGUAUACGCUAGAUUUUGAACCUCCAACGGUUAAGCAUAACAAAGGGAGCCGCGAGCGAGCCUAGUGGCGGACGCGCAAGUCCUGAAUAGCAAGAGCCAGCCUCUCAACAUCCUCGCCCUCAUCGCCAGAGUCCGCAGAGUCCUCGGUUUUCAACCCAGCCGCCGAAUAAAACGGCCAUGCCCUGGUAUACAUGUAUCCCGACGUUCGAACCCUCAGGCCGAUCCCCGCCUCAUCGCAUAGCUCCCUCACCCCGCCGAGCUCCACCUCCCAUAGAUCGGUAUUCCACGUCUGAACGACCAGCAUCUCCAGAUCAGGGCACCGUCUCACCCGGAGCAUAUCUUCUAGCUGGCCCGGAAGCCACGAUAGUUCGUCCUCGGGGCAGUUGGUGAGACAGAGGAAUCUGAGCGAGCGCGGGAGGACGGUUGAUAACGUCCGUGUCGCUUCCUGCCCCGGCGAGACGUUCUCUAUAUCGAGGAGGAUCGUAGACGGCAUGCCGAGGAUCUUCAGCGCGGUGUAGUUCUCCAGAGACCCAAUCCACAUAUUGCCCUCGCCGUCGCCGCCAUUAUCCAGCUCCUCGACCUCUAUCCACAGGCGCUCGAGACUUGCCGCGUGCGGUCUGAGUGUGUCGCCAAAGGCGCUGGGGAUCAGCUCGUCGUCCCAAGAGAUCAUGCCUCCGCCGUGGAUGUAUCGGAAGGAUCUCAGCUCGCGGCAGAGGUUGAUCCACGCAGACAACCCGUCGGAGACGGAACUGUUGUCUAGGUCAAUGUCUGUGACGUUUGAGAAACGGGUGCCUUCACGAUUAUCAACUGCGCCUCCGCGAACCAUACUGCCGCUGACCUUGGCUAGCGAGGGGAUUGAGAAGAAAGGGGUGGCUCUGUACGCAUCGAUGCCGUUCUCGGUGUCGUACCAGGAGAUGAACAGCUCCUCGAGGUGGGGAAAGCUAUCAACUACGCCGGCGGCUACAAACCCGUUGAAGUACUCGGCGCCGUAGGGAUAUUCGAUCCCCAGCCGCCUAAGGUUCGUGAACCGGGGCAUGGAAAGCGCGAGGAAUGCAUCUGUGAUGCAUUGGUCCAGCCCCUCGAGCCAGAACUGUGCCUCCUUUGCCCACCGGGGAUCCCGUGCCACGAUCUCUUUGAAAAUGGUGCGAUCCCACGCCUCUCGGAUCUCCUGAGAUUGCUUGUCCGUCCCCCGGUCGAGGUCUGCUUCUGUGUCCCAACUGUCGAGGUGGAGAGAGCGCACGGCCAAGGCGAGCUCCGGUCUGCGGAUUACUGUGUUGAAGAAACUGGGAUUGCGGAUUUCGCUUGGUUUAUUGUAACCGCUGUAACCGAGAAAGACAUUGGUGUAGACGCGUGGUAGGAGGAUGUCAUGGUACCGGCGGGAGCAGCGAGCGAAUGCUGCACGCGAGGGUGUGUUGAGGAACUGGCUGACCAAGCAUAUUAGCUCGGUAGGGAGUCGAUCCAUUUGUUGUGUUUUGUUGGUGAUGGAUGAGGAUAAAUGCAGCGAAGAGGGGAAAGCACCGCCGGG